UCAACCCGUGACCAAGGAUUGGUUUAAAAGGUGUGGUUGUCGGCUAAUGGGCAUCUUCAGUGAGCAACCAGCCCACUGAGAGGUCCAAAAUGGCGUGGAAAUUUGGACUUCUUUGUUUAUUUGUGACCGUCGUCUUCGCUCAGGAUGACUACGGACGCAGUGGCAAAGAUCUGCAAACAAAAUUGAUUUACUAUUGUAUAGGCCUGGCGAGCGCCAUUGCCAACGCCGAAGCACUCGCCAACGGUUAUGGAGGCGGCAGUGCAAGCGCCGACGCAGAAGCAAACGCUCUAGCCAACGGAUACGGAGGAGGCAGUGCAAGUGCCAACGCUCUUGCCAACGCUCUAGCUAACGGAGGAAUCGGAGGAGCUAACGCCAAUGCCAAUGCACUUGCAAACGCGUUGGGUAAUGGAUGGGGAGGCGGUGCGAGCGCCGAUGCUGCCGCAAACGCGUUAGCCAAUGGAGGAGCUGGAGGAGCGAGUGCGGACGCCAUCGCCAAUGCAUUAGCCAAUGGAGGCGCUGGAGGCGCUAGCGCUAAUGCUCUUGCUAACGCUUUAGCCAAUGGAGGUGCAGGCGGAGCGACCGCGGAUGCGAUCGCCAAUGCCCUGGCUAACGGUGGUGCUGGCAGCGCUAAUGCUCAAGCUAUUGCCGAUGCUAUUGCUAACGGAGGUGGUGGCAGCGCCAGUGCCGACGCUUAUGCCAACGCUUUAGCCAACGGAGGUGCCGGAGGAGCCAGCGCUGAUGCCAUCGCCCAAGCCCUUGCUAACGCCGGAGCUGGAGGCAGUGCUAGUGCCGAUGCUUUUGCUAAUGCCCUCGCUAAUGGUGGUGCUGGUGGUGCAAGUGCGGACGCUGUUGCCCAAGCUCUUGCAAACGCCGCAGGUGGUGGUGGUGGCAGCGCUAGCGCUGAUGCCAUUGCGAACGCACUCGCUGGUGGUGCUGGCGGUAGCGCUCAGGCUCAAGCUCUUGCCCAAGCUCUUGCUAACGGCGCUGGUGGAAGCGCAACUGCUGACGCUCUUGCUAACGCUUUCGCCAACGGAGGUGCUGGUAGCGCCAGUGCUGAUGCCAUUGCCAACGCUUUAGCCAACGGAGGAGCUGGUAGUGCUAGCGCUCAAGCCCUCGCCCAAGCUCUUGCCAACGGUGCAGGCGGUAGCGCCAGUGCUGAUGCCAUUGCCAACGCUUUAGCCAACGGUGGAGCUGGUGGCGCUAAUGCCCAAGCCAUUGCUCAGGCCCUUGCCAACGCUGCAGGAGGCAGUGCUAGCGCCGAUGCUUUUGCCAACGCUCUUGCCAAUGGGGGUGCCGGAGGAGCCAGCGCUGAUGCCAUCGCUCAAGCACUUGCUAACGCAGCAGGAGGCAGCGCCAGUGCCGAUGCUUAUGCUAAUGCCCUCGCUAAUGGAGGAGCCGGCGGCAGCGCCCAAGCCCAGGCCCUUGCCCAAGCUCUCGCCAACGCCGCCGGCGGCAGCGCUAGCGCUCAAGCCAUGGCCCAAGCUCUCGCCGAUGCUGAACCUGGCAGUGCUAGUGCCUCAGCCCUAGCCCAAGCUCUCACAAGCGCCGCAGGAGGCAGUGCCCAAGCUCAAGCUCUUGCUCAAGCUCUCGCUAACACUAGAGGCGGUGGCGCUAGCGCCAGCGCUCAAGCGCUUGCCCAAGCUCUCGUUAACGCUGCUGGAGGGACCUCAAGUGCCCAAGCCAUGGCACAAGCCCUCGCAAACGCUGAACCCGGUAGUGCUCAAGCUUCAGCUCUAGCUCAAGCUCUCGCUAAUGCUGCAGGUGGAACCGCUGAAGCUCAAGCUCUUGCGAACGCUCUUGCGAGCACUAGAACAGGUGGUGGUGCUGGCGCUAGCGCUCAAGCUCUCGCCCAAGCCCUCGCUAACGCAGCAGGCGGCAGUGCUACCGCUCAGGCUUUGGCCCAAGCUUUAGCUGAUGCUGACGCAGGUAGCGCAAGCGCUCAAGCUCUGGCCCAAGCUCUCGUAAGCGCUGCAGGUGGUAGUGCUCAAGCCCAAGCUAUUGCCCACGCUCUUGCAAACACACGAGGUGGUGGCGGUAGUGCUUCAGCUCUAGCUGAAGCGUUAGCCAGCGCCGUUGGUGGCAGCGCAAGCGCCCAAGCGGUCGCACAGGCCCUCGCAAGUGCCGCAGGAGGCAGCGCGCAAGCGCAAGCUCUUGCUCAAGCAACUGCAAACGCUGCCCCUGGCAGUGCAAGCGCCCAAGCUCUCGCCCAAGCCCUAGCUAGCGCUGCAGGCGGCAGUGCCACGGCUCAAGCUCUCGCCUCAGCCCUCGCAAAUGCCGGAGGCGCCAGUGCCAGCGCCCAAGCUAUCGCUAAUGCCCUCGCUAUUGGAGGCAGCGCCGAUGCUACGGCAAUUGCAAACGCAAACGCGCACUCAACCGGAUUUAUACCUCCUCCUCCACCCGCUCAAUGCUCAUACAACGGCCAGAUGAUAGUAAGAGUAGUCCCUGGUACCGAAAGAUACAUUCCUUGCCCCGCUGUCGAGGUCUGUGGAUGCUUCCAGACCCCAAUAGGUAGUCUCUACCUCAGCUGCCGACGAUGCCCCGGCUGUGUUCCUCGUGAUCCGAGACACGCUUCACUACCUACAAUUUUGCCCAUAAGUCCAUUUUUACCAGUACCACCUCGCCCAGCACCUCGUCCAAUACCAGCUCCCAUUCCGAUUCCGGAUGUAAUACCGUUCCCGAGACCGAUUCCAGGGCCCACACCGAUUCCUUUACCGAUACCAAGACCGACCCCCAUACCGUGGUGCCCACCACCAACCGUGAUCCCUGGCCCGCCACGACCAUAUCCAGUACCGGUCCCAGUUCCGAGCAAACCCGUCGUAAUCCCGGUACCAGUCCCGGUCCCAUCUCCGCCGAAGAAGAUCUACGUCCCCGGCCCAGUAGUGAGGGUCCCGGUACCAGUGAGAGUGCCCGUGCCAGUACCGCAGCCCUACCCAGUACCAUCCCCGCCUAAGAUCAUCAGAGUCCCGUACCCGGUCCCAGGCCCAGUUGAAAAGAUAUACGUGAAAGUACCGGUACCAUCCCCGCCCAUCAGAAUACCGGUCCUCGUUCCUGGUCCGGAGAGGGAUGUUCCGGUACCCGUACCGGUCCCGUCACCCCCCGUCCGCGUACCGUACCCGGUGAACAGAUAUAUCACUGUUCCUGGCCCGAAAGUACUCGUUCCUGUACCCGUUCCUGUGAUCAGAAACAAAGUCUUCCCGGUACCCGUCGUCAUAUACGUAGCCCCCGAAUGCAGGUCCCACGAACCGAACGUACCAUUCCCGAAACCAGGCGACGCUUGCGUCAUCCUCACUUGCCGCGUCAAAUACAACUACAUCUACAUCGAGAGCUACAGAAUCCCUGGCUGUGGAAUUCCAGUCCCACCCCCACCGCCGCCACCAACUCCAAUAUGGAUCCCCAGUGAGGCUCAAGCUCAAGCUCAAGCCCAAGCCCAAGCUCAGGCUCAAGGUGGCGGAUGGGGAGGCGGCUCAGCUGAAGCUCAGGCUCAGGCCCAAGCUCUAGCUAACGGCUACGGAGGUUCGGCUGACGCUCAAGCCCAAGCCCAAGCUCAAGCUCUAGCUGCUGGACUCGGAGGCGGUUCCGCUGAAGCUCAGGCACAGGCUCAGGCUCAGGCUCUCGCUCAAGGUCUCGGAGGUGCAGGAGGUUCAGCUCAAGCUCAAGCUCAAGCUCAAGCACUCGCUCAAGCUCUCGGCUUAGGUGGUGCUGGUGGUGCAGCUGACGCUCAAGCUCAGGCACAAGCCCUUGCUCAAGGUCUCGGAGGUGCCGGAGGUUCAGCCCAAGCCCAAGCUCAAGCACUAGCUCAAGCUCUAGGUUUAGGUGGUGCUGGUGGUUCAGCUGACGCUCAAGCUCAGGCACAAGCUCUUGCUCAAGGUCUUGGAGGUGCCGGAGGUUCAGCUCAAGCCCAAGCUCAAGCGCUCGCUCAAGCCCUAGGCUUGGGUGGUGCUGGUGGUUCAGCUGACGCUCAAGCUCAGGCACAAGCCCUUGCUCAAGGUCUCGGAGGUGCCGGAGGUUCAGCCCAAGCCCAAGCUCAAGCACUAGCUCAAGCCCUAGGUUUAGGUGGUGCUGGUGGUUCAGCUGACGCUCAAGCUCAGGCACAAGCUCUAGCUAACGGACUUGGAGGCGGGGACGCCCAAGCUCAGGCUCAGGCUCAAGCUCAGGCAGCUGGACUAGGCGGAUGGGGUGGAGCUGAUGCUCAAGCCCAAGCCCAAGCUCAGGCUCAAGCUCAAGGCUUAUUAGGAGGUUAUGGAGGUGGCGCGUCGCAAGCUCAGGCCCAAGCUCAGGCCCUCGCGCAAGCUUUAGCCCAAGGCAGUAUCCGAGACGGAAGCUAAGAGACAACUCAAUAAAUGACAACUAAGGAUCAACCUGUCAAUACAACGACAACCAGCAACGUAGUUAAGUUAAGCAUUGUAAAAAUAGACUAAGCACACCUCUUUUUAAUAAAAUCUAGUGGGAUUCAA
This is a messenger RNA of Cydia splendana, 4454 nucleotides long. Its product is annotated as spidroin-1-like. The coding region runs from base 90 to 4325 and encodes 1411 amino acids. Lineage: Eukaryota; Metazoa; Arthropoda; Insecta; Lepidoptera; Tortricidae. The record is from RefSeq and is a predicted model, not a curated record. The transcript has 20 exons.